Tachysurus fulvidraco (yellow catfish) is the source of this 1468-nucleotide messenger RNA. It is a transcript of the gene ehf, whose product is annotated as ets homologous factor. The record is from RefSeq and is a predicted model, not a curated record. Bases 135 to 1019 code for a protein of 294 amino acids. Gene Ontology annotation, biological process: cell differentiation; regulation of transcription by RNA polymerase II. Gene Ontology annotation, cellular component: nucleus. Gene Ontology annotation, molecular function: sequence-specific DNA binding; DNA-binding transcription factor activity, RNA polymerase II-specific. NCBI's taxonomy places the organism in Eukaryota, Metazoa, Chordata, Actinopteri, Siluriformes, Bagridae. The transcript is spliced from 9 exons.
AAAAUUCUCAUUGGUGAACAAGAACUCACAUUCUCCAUUAUACUGUGAGCCAAAGUCAUAGCUAAACAUUGACAAGGACACCUUACAAGUCUGCACUGUGCAGUGGACAUUAUUCAACAUCUCUGUUCUGGACCAUGGUCCUUUAUAGUGGCUGCAGUAUGAGCAUCCCUGCUAGUGUGAGUGUUGAGAGCCAGCUGCCCACCUCCUGGAGCCCCCACUACAACAACCCAGAUGUGUCCAUGGUGUCGUCGGGUUACGCUAGUCGUCUGUGGUCCCAGGACCUCCACCCACAGUAUUGGUCCAAAUAUCAGGUGUGGGAGUGGCUUCAGCAGACCCUGGAUGUGCACCAGAUUGAUGCCAUGUCCAUCCCAUUUAAUAAUUUUGACCUGGAUGGAAGGCAACUAUGUAGCAUGAGCUAUCAGGACUUCACUCAUUUGGCUGGAUCUGUUGGUCCGGUCCUCUACCAGAGUCUGACUGAUCUCAAGUGUUGCAAUCAGUAUGGCCCCUCAGUGGAUAUGUUUUCACCAGGGUAUAUUAAAACAGAAUUAGAUGAUCUUCCAUGUUCAAUGUUACCUUACAAAGAGGACCCCAGCUUCUAUGCCACCUCAGAGCAUUUUGACACUAAAACCCAGUUUCAGCCAACAACAGUGAUGACUUCACCAGCUCCCUGCAGUCCAGACCCUAAAAGACCCCACAGCCGCUCACACCAAGUGAAAAAACACAACCCUCGUGGAACCCAUCUGUGGGAGUUCAUACGGGAUAUUUUGCUGAACCCAGAGAGGAACCCAGGCCUGAUUAAAUGGGAGAACAGAUCAGAGGGUGUAUUUCGCUUCUUGAAGUCUGAGGCUGUAGCACAGCUGUGGGGCAAGAAGAAGAACAACAGCAGCAUGACCUAUGAGAAACUCAGUCGAGCAAUGAGAUAUUACUACAAACGAGAGAUUUUAGAACGUGUGGAUGGACGCAGGCUGGUCUACAAGUUUGGAAGGAAUGCACGUGGAUGGAGAGAAACAGAAAAAUGAAGGAGUUGGACACCUGUUUACUUUCCCCUUAUACUUUUAAUAGGAAAUGUGAAGUCUCUUAUUUAUAACCUUAUGACUUUUACAUUAUGUUGUUUUCCUAUAAGAAGGAGUGUGAUGUCUUUUUUUAUAUUGCUUUUAUUUAUACCUGUUUUUAUUUUUUGCUAGUUUAAAACUGAAAAAUAAAUGCUUUGAUGCAGCAAUCUGUGAAAAUUUCUUAGUUGAACACAGACCAACUUUUCAUUGUGCUAUUUACCGACUUUUUUAUAAACGCUUUUUAUAUAUAUUUAUGAACUCCAUACUCAGAUACUUUUCCAUCAUUGCCUGUCAGUUCACAUGCAGUGCGUUUCAGUGAAUGAUGCGCAGCCAGUUGAAUGUGGCUGUUAGGCUGUGCAUGAUUGGUCUUGGAGACACUGUUUACACCGCAUUACACCCACACUACAUUACUCACA